Molecule: messenger RNA, 1810 nt
Organism: Sinocyclocheilus grahami
Lineage: Eukaryota; Metazoa; Chordata; Actinopteri; Cypriniformes; Cyprinidae
Product: zinc finger CCCH-type antiviral protein 1
Exons: 8
Coding region: 40-915 (291 amino acids)
Cellular component (GO): nucleus
Molecular function (GO): metal ion binding; NAD+ poly-ADP-ribosyltransferase activity
Source: RefSeq, a predicted model, not a curated record
AGAAAAUGAAACCGAAAGAGUAUAGGUCGUGUUUCACUUAUGAAUAUGGCUUCGAACUAUCAAGAGGAUUCGGAUGAAGGCAGCAACCAACAGUCUAGUGAAAGCUGCGCAGAAUUCAAUGACAGUGACACAGAUUCUGAGGCAGCCAGCGAUUCUGGCUCUGAAAGUGAAGAAGAUGCACAAACAUCUAGCAAGCGGAAUGUCUGUAUGAAUUACAAUCGGGGUCACUGCCGUUAUGGAGACAAGUGUAGGAAUGAGCACAUAUGCAAUGACUUCCUGAAGGAUUCGUGCGAGUUUGGUGCCGGGUGUCGUCUCAACCACAACGUUCAGAGUUCGUCGUCAAGACAAGGCAGAAAAAAGAGAAGCAGACCCUCAUUUGCAGAGACUGAUGAAGAAUUUGAUGGGCCCUACAAAUGGCAGUUGAAUAUUGGAAAGGGCUGGAAGAACAUUUCCAAUGAUCACAUUCUAGAAGCCCAGUAUUCACUCCCCAACAUCAAAGGAAUCAAGAUCUAUAACACCCAAGCUGGGGUUAUUUCUAUUGAUUUCACUAAAAUGAGAGUUCUUCAGAAAACAAAUAUUAAAGUGCGGCGUAUGAGCGCAAAAGAUACAGAAUGGCUGUGGUAUUACAGAGGUGACCACUGCUGGUAUCAGUAUGGAGAGAAGUUCAACCAAAACAUGUUCAGCCCUUCAACAAAUAAAACUCCAGAGUGGCAGUUUAAAGGGAAAGAUCAGUGGUACACCUACAAUAACACGCGUGGUUGUUCAGUCUCAAAUGCUGACAUUGAGCGGUGUUACCAACAAAACCAAACAACCAUGAAUUUUACUGUGAGCAGGGACAGUUACACUCUGGAUUUUGCAAAGAUGAGUCAAGUUAACCAGAAAACAAAGACCGAACGCAAGGUCAGGCGUGUGUAAAAGUAAAAAGGGCGCUCAAGGUCUUGCAGAAGAUGUUGGCUGAUACUCACGAUCCAAACAAACAAAUAAGCAUCGAAUCUGGGGUGGAUGUAAACACAACGAUAUUUAGUGAUUUUGGCUGAUAUGAAUGUUAGUGAUUGUGAUUUUGAAUGUUUUAUGCAGGAUUAUUGUUUUAUUUGGUAAACUGCCUGUGGAAAAUAGAAAUUCGAAGUCUUUAUUCAGGUAUUUUGACUGAUGUUAAGUUUAUAUGAAUUAUUUUAAAUGCUGCUUCCCACAUCAACUUGAAGACAAAUAUGAAACGUGCCUAUAGCAACCUGAAGCAUAUUUUUUGCUUUCUGUUUAUCUUAAAGAAAUUUUAAGAUACUUUAAACUGCUAUCAUUUUUGGUUAUUCUAUAAUUACUCUUACUAACCAAUGUGCCUGAACAAUACAGGCAUUAUACUGCAUCGUUUUGCUAGUAUUUACUCUAAGUGCCUGUUGGUAACUGCCUGAGAACCAAUGUUUACACACUGCAUGUGAAACUUUUUCCAGCUGAUCAGUUUCAUUUUCCAUCUUUAGCAUUUACAUACUCACAGACGUGCUCAAAGGAUAAAAAAAAAAUCAAGGAUACACACACUGUGUAAAUAUUGAGCAAUGUGCAAUACAAUCUACAAUAUCAUCCAAUGCACGAUGCAGCAUAUUUUUACAUUACAAUAUGCAAAAUGUACAAUGAAUCAAUGUUGCAUCAAAUGAUUAAUUAUGACAUUAUGAACAAUCAUUUGGGUGAACCUGUGUUUACUGGGGGUUUUAAUUACAAACUGAACUGCUUACUUGGGUAACAACAUGCUAUGCAAAGUGUCUGUAGUGUCAUAUGGAUGCCUUUAUAUGCAAUAAUUGAUGAAAAAUAAAAUGAUAAA